CAAAAAGGAAGAAAGAGUCGUUGAAAAAAUCUCUCUAAAUAUCGUUUUAAAGAGCUAUCAGGCUAGGUAGAUAGCUAAUAUACGCCAUACGGUAGGGGGCGUUGGGAGCCUUCAAUUGCAAACAAACAUAAAGGCUCGGAGGAGAAUUAAUCACGCUUCUGUUUUGCCUUCUGGGGCGUAUUUUGACUUAUAGCGUCGGUUUGAAAAGAAAUGGCAGCGGCCGAGACUCAUAAAGUCAUUAUUUAUGGUGGGAAAGGUGCACUGGGCUCAAAAUGUGUUCAGUAUUUCAAAUCAAAAAACUGGUGGGUUGCCAGCAUUGACUUACAUGCGAAUGAAGAGGCCAACAGCAACGUCACUGUUAAGAUGACAGACUCGUUUAAUGAGCAAGCGAACCAGGUUACUGCUGAUGUAGACGAGCUGCUAAGAGGAGAAAAAGUGGAUGCAAUUUUGUGUGUGGCUGGAGGCUGGGCAGGGGGCAAUGCCAAGGCCAAAGUGAUGUACAAGAAUGCAGAUUUGAUGUGGAAGCAGAGUAUGUGGACUUCCACCAUCUCUAGUCACCUAGCAACCAAACACCUGAAACAUGGGGGACUGCUCACGCUGGCAGGAGCUAAAGCAUCACUCGGAUCGACCCCAGGAAUGAUUGGUUAUGGCAUGGCGAAGGCAGCAGUGCAUCAGCUUUGUCAGAGUCUGGGCGAAGCCAACAGCGGCCUUCCUGCUAAAGUGACCGCUGUAGCCAUCUUGCCCGUUACCUUGGACACACCCAUGAACAGGAAAUCCAUGCCAGAUGCAGAUUUCAGUUCUUGGACACCACUGGAGUACAUAGCCGAAUUGUUCUACAAGUGGGCACUGGGAGAGGACAGACCAGCAUCAGGGAGUCUGGUGCAGCUUAUUACCACAGAGGGCAAGACAAAGGCAACAGCAAUAUAACGCUCUUGCUCUUGC
This is a messenger RNA of Electrophorus electricus (electric eel), 942 nucleotides long. It is a transcript of the gene qdprb.1, whose product is annotated as quinoid dihydropteridine reductase b, tandem duplicate 1. Gene Ontology annotation, cellular component: cytoplasm. Gene Ontology annotation, molecular function: 6,7-dihydropteridine reductase activity; NADH binding; NADPH binding. Lineage: Eukaryota; Metazoa; Chordata; Actinopteri; Gymnotiformes; Gymnotidae. The record is from RefSeq and is a predicted model, not a curated record. Gene Ontology annotation, biological process: L-phenylalanine catabolic process; tetrahydrobiopterin biosynthetic process.